UCCAUAAAAGGGGAAUGAGGCACCAGAACUGCCGUUCUAAGGGGAUUUGGUAGCGCUCACAGCUCCCUCUGGCACUUCUCUGAACUGGAAUCAGAGUGGUCCUUAAGUCUUGGACCCACCACCCUGCUACCUGCUUAGCCAGAAGCCACCCAGAGCAAAGCAGUGCACAGGGACACUGAGACAGAAUGGCAUGGCUCAGGCUGGUGCUGGCAGCUGGCCUCCUGGUGUUGUCCUCUGCUGUUGUAGACGACUGCCUGUCCCGGUGCUCGCUGUGCACGGUGAAGACUCAGGAUAUGCCCCAGCCUGUCAACCCCCUGAUUUGCUCCGUCGAAUGCCAGGAUGCCAUGCUGCCCUCUGAGGAGUGGGACAGAUGCCAGAGUAUUCUGUCUUUUCUCACCCCAUCUACCCUCCAACUCCAUGACAAAGAUGACAUGGAAGGAAAAGCCACGCUGGAAGAAGGCUACAGCACCCUGGCCAGGCUGGUGGGGCCCCUUCUAACGGAGCUGGAAAAAAGCAGAUUCCUUCCCAGCGCUCCAAAGAUAAAGCUUGGGGGUCUUACCGGUGGGUUUGGGGAAGGAAGGGAAUCUGAGGUGAUGCGACCUGCCCAGGUGAAUGGUGGCCCCUUGGAGGCUGGCACACUCCAUUUUGGUGAGGGAGACCCCAGGGAGCAAGUCAAACGCUACGGUGGCUUUUUGCGCAAGUAUCCCAAAAGGAGCUCAGAGGUAGCUGGGGUGGGGGAUGGGGAUGGGGAUGGGGAUCAGACAGGCCACGAAGACCUAUAUAAACGCUAUGGCGGCUUCCUGCGGCGCAUCCGCCCCAAGCUAAAGUGGGACAACCAGAAACGUUAUGGCGGCUUCCUCCGGCGCCAGUUCAAGGUGGUGACUCGGUCUCAGGAGGAUCCCAAUGCCUACUCUGAAGAGUUGGUUGAUGCAUAAUCCCUCCCAUUUGUGGAGCGUGGCCCCGAGCUUCCUUGGCCUUUCCCACCCUAGAGCACAGCGCCCCAUCCUCCUGUGUGUACCCCUCCCACAGUUCAGCAUUUAUCACAAAAUGUCCACUGCAGCCAGAUGGCCACUCUCCUGCCUGGGGGGUAUGACAUCUGUGGGGGUCCAGUAACAGAGAAGGGUGGAGGUAUCUUGCCAAUAGUCCCAGCGCUGUGCUACAAUCUAUAGACCUAGAAACUACCACUACCGGUGGCUUUUGACAUCAAUCACACUUCCCCAUCCCUAUGACCCUCACUCCAGGAAUCCAAAGAGAUUGUUCCUUAUCUAUAGAUCUAUGAUCUACAAACUACUGAUCAUGUGGCUCCUUCAGGAAAACAGUGAACACCCCUCUAUACUAUGCACGUGUGCCUAUCAUAAAGCGUGCCAAGAGUAGACACUCUCAACAACAAAGAACCUCCCCCCAUGUGUGCCCCACUCUGGAGACCAUAGGUUAGGAAAAGUUUAGCCACCACCUCGCACAGGAGCACAGGGUCUGAAACAAAAUAUCCAAUCAUCAAGCAGGUUCAAUGUUCAGUAUUCUACCCAGGUUCUCAUGGUUUUUCAGGCACAUGUUGAAAAGCCAAACUUCUGAACUCCAAGUUAUGUUUGUCCCCUAGACAACCCUCCUUACUGCCUUCAGGAAGAAGGGAGUCACACCCCCUUGCUCAUGGUGGAGAACCAUCUUUCUAAAGGUUGAAAUGACAAGGAGGGUGCAGGGCAAACCAAUUUGUUGUGCUCAAUACAUUUAAAGAUGUGGAUCAGUCCCCCAGUUCUCAUUAAACUAAUUAAACUGAUCAGUAUUACACUUUCAACCCUCCUCCCUCCAACUGAGGCAGAGUGCAGCUAGAGGUUAAGUGCUGCCUUGUUUUUCAGCAUCUGAGUUGACUGCUCAGAGUCCAAGUCACCUGCUCCAGCAUAUGUCCUGGGCACUGGGUAAGAAAAUCUAGAAGCAGCAACUGAAGGAGAGACAGGCUCACCUCAGCACUAUGAGAAUUCUUCCUCUCCAAAUAGAACCAGAAGGAGGAAUGAAAUGAUUGAAUGUUCAAGGCCAAAGUUGUUCCCUUUAUUCAAAUGACCCAGAAUCAAAUGCAAAGAUCUCCAUGAUUCCAAAGCUCCCUCAUCCCAGGGCACUAUGUCUGGGGUGGUGGGCCGAGGAGAUGAGGCUAGAUGGGAGAGAAUAUGGACUUGAGUUUGUGUAUUUGCAUAAGGUGCCUCAGCAUACCUCUCCAAGCACAGGCUAUCCGUGCAGCUUGUACGUCUCCACAUUCUGCAAUGUGUAGUUUUUUUUUUUUUUUUAGGGUUAUGUUUUUGUGUGCUUUAAAAAUAUCUAAUUUACUUGGAAUUUGCUUAGUCUUUAAUAGGCAUGUGUAAUUUCCUGCUUCUCCAGUAUAAUAAAUAAAUGAUGUUGGUGACU
Messenger RNA from Jaculus jaculus (lesser Egyptian jerboa), 2394 nucleotides. RefSeq names its product prodynorphin (gene Pdyn). Lineage: Eukaryota; Metazoa; Chordata; Mammalia; Rodentia; Dipodidae. The transcript is spliced from 3 exons. Bases 186 to 935 code for a protein of 249 amino acids. Gene Ontology annotation, biological process: sensory perception; chemical synaptic transmission; neuropeptide signaling pathway. Gene Ontology annotation, molecular function: opioid receptor binding. Gene Ontology annotation, cellular component: dendrite; axon terminus; plasma membrane. The record is from RefSeq and is a predicted model, not a curated record.